ACUAAUCAUAAUUUAAUAACGUACUUAAAAAAUAUUGUUAUAUAUCACGCAAAGAUUUCCCUCUCUCUUUCUCUUCCAUUUAUAAUAAAUCAUCAGAAACCCUUCUUCUCUCUCCAUACUGCCCGCGCUCGCGCCUCUUCGAGAUCCACCGCUGCGCCUCCUUUUACGUCGUCCAAACCCUAGAUUCCGUCGCCGGGGCUGCGGCGGCUUUUCAGCGCUCCAAGGGAAGCUUCGGGGUAGAGAGAGUUCCGAAAAAUCCGGUUCCUUUCUCGUGCUCUCUGCAGCUAAUACGAUUUUCUUCCAGGUCGUUUGGUGAGAUCGGAGAUGGCGGCGGCAGCAGAGGUAGCAGCACAGCCACCAGUUACUGCCGAAGUUGUUGGGAACGCAUUUGUGACUCAGUAUUAUCACAUUCUGCAUCUCUCGCCGGGGCUUGUUCAUCGGUUUUAUCAGGACGUAAGUAAGCUUGGUCGGCCAGAAGAGGAUGGCUCCAUGACCAUCACCACCACUAUGCAAGCCAUAAAUGAGAAGAUUCUUGCCCUCAACUAUGGUGAUUUCAGAGCAGAGAUCAAGUCAGUAGAUUCUCAAGAGUCCUUUAGUGGUGGAGUUAAUGUUCUAGUAACUGGCUAUAUGACAGCGAAGGACAACUCAGGCCGCAAUUUUGCACAGUCUUUUUUCCUUGCACCUCAGGACAAGGGUUACUUUGUCUUGAAUGAUAUGUUUCGGUAUCUAGAUAGUUCCCCUUCGUACCCAGCCGUGGUCAAUGAAAAUGUGGCACUUACAUCUCCCGAGCCAGUUCCUGCUGCCCCAACAACAGUUCCGGAGAAUAAUGUUCCUGCCUCUGAGAAUAAAACACCUCCCGCAGAAGAAGAUGUGGUAGAAGAAGUUUGCAAUCCAUCUGAGAAUGGUGAUGUGCCAAUUGUUGAAGAAGAAGUCCCGGUGGCUGAGGUUGUUGAUGAAGUAGAAGAUGACACACAGAUGAUUGUUGAAUCCAGUGCCAAAAUUGAGGAAUUGCCAAAGAAAUCUUAUGCCUCUAUUGUGAUGCAUCUCAAGGAAAGUGUUGCAUCUUCCCCACCUCCACAAGUGGCUCCUCGGAAAGCUCCACCAAAGAUUGUAGAGCCAGUGCAUCCACCUUCUGCCCCAGCAGCUGAUGGACCUAUUUCUGGUUCAGAAUUUGUUGAUAAUGGAAACAACCCAGAGGGUGAAGCUGAUGGUUAUUCAAUAUACAUAAAGGGCCUCCCUAUGAAUGCUACUGAGAGCUUACUUGAGGAAGUAUUCAAGAAAUUUGGCACUAUCAAGAGUGAUGGAAUUCAAGUUAGGAGCAACAGACAACAAGCCUUCUGUUUUGGCUUUGUUGAAUUUGAGGAGGCAAGUUCUGUACAAAAAGCUCUGGAGGCUUCUCCAGUGACAAUUGGUGUACGCCAAGCAUUUGUUGAGGAGAAGAGGUCUACGAACACUCGAGGAAAUGCCAAGGGGAGAUUUCAAUCUGGAAGGGGUUCUGGAUUCAGAAAUGAGGGAGUAAGAGGACGUGGGAACUACGGAGGUGGAAGGGGUUACGGCAGGGGUGAUUUCAAUGGCAGGGGCGAGUUUGGUGGCAGGGGUGGGAGGUCCUCAAAUCGUGACGGAUAUCAGAGGUCUGAAAACAUGAGCAGCAAUGGAGGCGGUGGCCGCAUGAACCGCACUGGUGGCUUUGCCAAUGGCAACGCAAAGAGUAUGACGCCUCGGGUUUCUGCUACUGCUUGAGCGAUGAAGGUAGUGAGCGUGUUUAUUUUAGUUUUUUUUUUUUUUUUAUUUCUAGGGAAUUUUACAUGGUCAAGAUUAUUUUUGCCCGAAAGUGUUCAAUAUCGCCGAAUAGCUAGCCCUCUUCUUGCCGGUUUUGUUCACAGUUUUCCCAUUCUUGGGUAUAGUUUUAUCAGUAGAUGAGAUUAUGUAGGUCUUUUUUUUUUUUUUGGAAUUAGCAUAUUGGCUGAUGAAAAAAUUCGAAGCUUUUUUUGUAUUGGGCCCCAUUCAUUGGAAUGAAACUUGGUUUCCCGUUA
Messenger RNA from Salvia miltiorrhiza (redroot sage), 2033 nucleotides. Its product is annotated as nuclear transport factor 2-like. The record is from RefSeq and is a predicted model, not a curated record. Gene Ontology annotation, cellular component: cytosol; ribonucleoprotein complex. The transcript has 9 exons. Bases 325 to 1740 code for a protein of 471 amino acids. Gene Ontology annotation, molecular function: mRNA binding. NCBI's taxonomy places the organism in Eukaryota, Viridiplantae, Streptophyta, Magnoliopsida, Lamiales, Lamiaceae.